Messenger RNA from Penicillium coprophilum, 636 nucleotides. RefSeq lists its product as uncharacterized. The record is from RefSeq and is a predicted model, not a curated record. The coding region runs from base 1 to 636 and encodes 211 amino acids. The transcript has a single exon. NCBI's taxonomy places the organism in Eukaryota, Fungi, Ascomycota, Eurotiomycetes, Eurotiales, Aspergillaceae.
AUGUCCACAUACAAGAGAAAGCGCGAUAGAUUCGCAACCGGCAUCUAUACCGGGCAAUACCCAAACAUUGAACAGUGGCUUGAAAAUACGAUGGCAAAUAUUGACGAACCCGAGGCCACAAAGGAGUUGACGAUGCCUGAGAAACGCCCAUGCAGCUUGGAACCCUGGCCCGACAUGGAUAAGGGACUUGCAGACAGAGACGAAAUUCAGAAUAGGAUCAGCAACUUGAAAGAAAAAGUCCACGGGCAAGAGGGAAGACUCAAGAAAAUCGAACUACAGGAAGAUAUCUUUCACCAAAAGAUUACCAACUUGGAAGGGCAGCUCAGCACACAAGACUUCUUUCAACAACACAGUCGGCUAAAAGAGAAAUUCACCAUGCAUGAAAGACUGCUGGAGAUUGCCGACCAACAAAUAAACACACAGCAAGAGCUUAUCAAACACUUGCUUGAAGUGCAAGCCUCAGCUGCGCGACAAAUUGCCUUAAUUACGCAAAAGCUUUCGCAACAGCCUGAACAAUGGGCGCAACAACCGCAAGGGGAAAGCGCCGAGGGACAGCAGUCUCAUCCGGGCGGGGUCAACAAAAGUACAGAUGCUUCUGAUUAUAUCCUUGUCUCAGAAGAUGAAGUCGCCAAUUGA